Messenger RNA from Zophobas morio, 2246 nucleotides. Its product is annotated as H(+)/Cl(-) exchange transporter 3-like. Gene Ontology annotation, molecular function: voltage-gated chloride channel activity. NCBI's taxonomy places the organism in Eukaryota, Metazoa, Arthropoda, Insecta, Coleoptera, Tenebrionidae. Gene Ontology annotation, cellular component: plasma membrane; early endosome; Golgi apparatus. The coding region runs from base 54 to 2246 and encodes 730 amino acids. The record is from RefSeq and is a predicted model, not a curated record. Gene Ontology annotation, biological process: transmembrane transport; chloride transport. The transcript has 25 exons.
UUAUUUGUUUCGUAACAAAAAAAAGAUUUUUCGCUAUAUGAAUUUUACUUACAAUGAGUCAAACUGAACCAGAGGAAGGCUCUCUUUUGUUAGAAGAGAGUGCUGAAAAGUUGCUUGCCCCCCCUUCUGUUUCGGAGUUUCCUAUUUUCAACCAAGAAGCUGCUUAUGAUGAUUUCACAACUAUUGACUGGUUUAGGGAUUUAAAUCAAGAAAGAAACAGACAAAGAAUACUUGCCAGAAAAAAACGACAAAACUAUUUUGGAUGGAUUCGAAAGAUUUUAGGAGAUGCUUGGCAAGGUUGGCUGGUAACAUUUUUAGUAGGAAUUACUGUUGGAGGAGUUUCUGGUUUUGUGGAUUUUCUGGUUCAGUGGCUGAAUGAUUUAAAGUUUGGAGUUUGUUGUACUGCUUUUUGGUUAAACAAAGGUUAUUGUUGUGCGAAUUGUGAUUCGUGGAAAUCGUGGACGGAAUUAAUUUCAGUGAACUCUAAUUUUCUCGCGUUUAUUUUUUAUGCAUUUUGGAUGCUUCUUUUUUCAGUCCUUUCUGGUGUUCUUGUAGUUUUCUUUGCUCCUUUUUCUGCUGGUUCUGGUAUUUCCGAAGUAAAAACAAUACUUUCCGGUUUUGUGAUCCGUCGAUUUUUGAAUUUUAAUACUUUAAUAGUGAAAAUUAUUGGAACGUGUCUUUCGGUAUCUGCUGGGCUCUCAUUGGGUAAAGAAGGUCCUUUUGUGCAUAUCGCUAGUUGCCUGGGGAAUGUUUUUUCUAUCAUUUUUGAAAAGUAUCGCUGCAAUGAAGCGAAAAAAAGAGAGUUGCUCUCUGCCGCGGCCGCCUCUGGGGUUUCUGUUGCUUUCGGUGCACCAAUCGGUGGAGUUCUUUUUAGUUUAGAAGAAGUCAGUUAUUAUUUUCCCCAUAAAACCAUGUGGCGCUCAUUUUUUUGUGCUCUCACUGCUGCCUCUGUACUGAAGUAUUUGGAUCCCGCGAGGACAGGAUGUUUGGUGAAUUUAUCGGUUGACUAUACUACUCCAUGGCACGUGUGCGAAAUACCAGCCUUUUUUCUCAUUGGCUUACUUGGGGGAGUUUAUGGCUCAUUGUUUGUAAAGGCAAACGUGUGGUGGAAUCGAUAUCGGGCCACGUGCUUUAUACGUCGUUACCCAAUAAGAGAAAUUUUAGUCAUAGCCUCUCUGACUGCCGUCUGUAAAUAUCCCAUACAUCUGUUGAGAAUGAAUACAACUGAUUCGUUAAAGUUACUUCUUUCAAAGUGCACGUCAAGCUCUACUUUACUUGACUGCAAUGAAGAAUACUUUAAAGCAGCUUGUGUGCUCAUUAUUUCGGUGGCCUUUACUUUAAUAUUAACGGCUCUUACAUUCGGAAUUCAGGUGCCUGCUGGCAUAUUUAUACCGUCCAUGUCCGCUGGCGCGAUGAUGGGACGACUGGUCGGAAUAUUCUUCCAAUGGCUGCGACGAAAUAGCGCAACUUUGACUCGUAUUUUUCCUUGUAAAAACAAUUCGUAUUGCAUUAAUCCCGGACUUUAUGCCCUUUGCGGUGCAGCUGCCGGAUUGGGUGGCGUUACAAGGAUGUCCGUUUCACUGGCUGUUAUUCUAUUUGAGCUCACUGGGGGACUGACGUAUAUAAUUCCCAUUAUGAUCACUAUCGUCACUAGCAAGUGGAUUGGCGACGCUUGUGGUACUUCGGGGAUUUAUGACGAACACAUUCGCUUAAAAGGUUAUCCUUUUUUGGACAGCAAAUGUGAAUACUCGUCGACGACAACUGCAAGGGAAAUACUGCAUCCCCAGCACAACGAACCGCCUUUAUGUGUUUUACUAGAAAAAGGAAAUACCGUUGGCUCAUUAAAAAGACUUUUAAAGGAGUCGCCUUAUAAAGGAUUUCCGCUUAUUGACAAUCUUGAAUCGCGAGGAUCGCUCGGAUUUGUUAAUCGAAUUGAUUUGACAACCGCUAUAGAAAAAAUCAGUGAAUCGACUGAAGUUUCCGAAGCAACAAGUGUUUGCUUUACUUUAAAAGAUUGGAAAACUUACAAUCUUUGUAUAAACUUGGCCCACAUAAACACGAUUCCCAUUCAAGUUUCAGAAGAGAUGCCUCUUGACAUGAUAGUUGAUCUUUUUCGAAAGUUGGGAGUCAGGUAUCUUUUGGUAGUUACACACGGAGAACUAAUUGGACUGAUAACCAAAAAAGAUUUGCUAAAGCAUUUGGCUAGUGUUUAUAGACAAGAUCCGGAGUUAAUAUUAUAUUAUUGA